AUGGUUUUGUUUAAACUUUGUUUUAUAAUUGUCUGUCUGUUUACAAUUACAAAGGAAGUCCUCUCAGAUUCUCAGGCAGACGCGAUAACUUUUAAUGAGACUGAGAAUAUUCUCCUGUGUUAUCCUUCACAUCCAGACUCUUGUCCUAGAGCUCAUCGUCUCACUGUUGUUAAAGUGGCAAUGUACGCUUUCAUGUUACUCAUGAUUUUCACAACAGUGUUUGGAAAUCUGCUGAUCAUCAUCUCCAUCUCUCACUUCAAACAGCUUCAGUCUCCAACUCAUCUGAUCGUUUGUUCUCUGGCCGCUAGCGACUGUCUGCUGGGUUUACUGGUGAUGCCCUACAGUAUGGUGCGAGCUGUCGAGGGCUGCUGGUUUUUGGGAGAUGUUUUUUGUAAAGUUCAUUCUAGUUUGGACAUGACCUUCUGUAUCUCUUCUUUAAUACAUCUUAGUUUAAUAUCUAUUGAUAGAUACUGGGCCAUUUGUGACCCUCUGAGGUACAAAAUGAGGAUCACAAACAACACUGUGACUGUAUUAAUCCUCUUUACGUGGCUCUUUUCAUGUCUGUACAGUUUUAGCAUUGUGUUUUCAGGGGUAAACAAAGUUGGAUUGGAAACACUCAUUAUGCAGGCUUACUGCGUGGGAAGUUGUGUUCUGUUUUUUAACAGACAGUGGGGUCUUAUUUGUCCCAUUCUUACAUUCUUUCUUCCUGGGACUAUUAUGAGCUGUCUGUAUAUCAAGAUUUUUCAUGUGGCAAGAAAACACGCAAGAGUUAUGUCAGAAAGAGUGACUGGAGAGUUAAAGAGUCAAAGCUCUGCACAGAGAGAAAGAAAAGCAGCUAAAACUUUGGCCAUUGUCAUGGGUGUAUUUUUGCUUUGUUGGUUGCCUUUUUUCACUGUUACUGUUAUUGACCCUUUUUUAAAUUUUGUGACCCCAGCUGAUGUUUUUGAAGUUUUAGUUUGGUUUGCAUAUCUUAACGCUACUUGUAAUCCUUUGAUCUAUGGAUUUUUCUAUCCACGUUUUCAAAAGGCCUUUACAACUCUCAUAUCCACUUAUAUCUGUGGCUUCAAGAAGUCAAUAAGUUUGGCAUUUGAAUAA
Messenger RNA from Paramisgurnus dabryanus, 1095 nucleotides. RefSeq names its product trace amine-associated receptor 4-like. Lineage: Eukaryota; Metazoa; Chordata; Actinopteri; Cypriniformes; Cobitidae. Gene Ontology annotation, cellular component: membrane. The record is from RefSeq and is a predicted model, not a curated record. Gene Ontology annotation, biological process: G protein-coupled receptor signaling pathway. Gene Ontology annotation, molecular function: trace-amine receptor activity.